UCCUCACUUUAUUCAAAUGCCAAGCUCCUUUUGUGAGUCUCAAAACAUCCCAUGGCCCAUUUCCUCAUUCAAAAGCUUCUUUUACCUUUGGUAUUUUCAGUCCUCCCACUUAAAAAACCACUCCCACCUUACCCCAUCACUUCCUUCCAAGGUCUUUCUUCUCUUCACUUCUUCCAAGAUGCCUUCCUCCCCACCCCAAAUGUCACCACAGUCUGAGGCACCACCAAGAAAGCAUGGACUUCUGCCACCACGCCACCGAACCAAUCCUAUGAUAUGGUGUGCAGCUGUUCUCUGUGUCAUAUUUAGCCUUCUUCUCAUCUUCGCAGGGAUCGUCACCCUCAUUGUCUUCUUAGUGAUCAAACCAAAGAAUCCAUUGUUCGACACCACCAGCGCAACCAUUAACAGCGUCUACCUCGACUCGCAGGCCUAUUUGAAUAGCGAUCUCACCUUCCUCGCCAACUUCUCCAAUCCAAAUCAUAAAAUGGAUGUCAUGUUCGAGUACUUAAGCAUUGAAUUGUACUUCUACGACAGGCUUCUCUCGGCACAAGCAUUGCAGCCUUUUGCUCAGAGGAGGGGAGAGUCGAGGCUGGAGUCGGUCCACAUGAUAUCAAGCGAAGUUUACUUGCCACCAGAGCUCAUCAUGGAGCUCCGAGAUGAGGUGAGGAGAAACAGGGUUGUGUAUAAUAUUAGAGGAACUUUCAGGGUCAAGGUCAGUGUGGGGGUUGGCCAUUUCUCAUAUUGGCUUUAUGGGCGAUGCCAGAUCGAGCUCACUGCUCCUCCUAGUGGAGUUUUAGUGGCCAGAGGUUGCAGAACAAAGAAGUGAAGGUAUGUAGUCGGCUAUUGGGAGUGAUUGAUGUAUGGUGAAGAUGGAGAAUUUGAUAUAUGAGUCUCCUUGCUCAUAAAUUCUUUUAGACUCUAUUCAUCGCA
Elaeis guineensis (African oil palm) is the source of this 927-nucleotide messenger RNA. RefSeq lists its product as uncharacterized. NCBI's taxonomy places the organism in Eukaryota, Viridiplantae, Streptophyta, Magnoliopsida, Arecales, Arecaceae. Gene Ontology annotation, cellular component: plasma membrane. The record is from RefSeq and is a predicted model, not a curated record. Gene Ontology annotation, biological process: defense response to other organism.